Messenger RNA from Anoplophora glabripennis (Asian longhorned beetle), 3168 nucleotides. RefSeq names its product palmitoyltransferase Hip14. Gene Ontology annotation, molecular function: palmitoyltransferase activity; protein binding. Gene Ontology annotation, cellular component: Golgi membrane. Gene Ontology annotation, biological process: protein palmitoylation. Bases 1 to 1878 code for a protein of 625 amino acids. The transcript is spliced from 8 exons. Lineage: Eukaryota; Metazoa; Arthropoda; Insecta; Coleoptera; Cerambycidae. The record is from RefSeq and is a predicted model, not a curated record.
AUGUACCAAAACGCCUGCGGGGCUGCAGCCGCCAGUGCCGGGGGUUGUGUCGAGACAGACAGGGAUUGUCAUAGCUUAAUUUCCAAGGAACCCACUGUACCCGCUAUAGAGCAUGAUUAUAGUGGUUUUGAUAUUGUUAAAGCUACUCAGUAUGGUGCAUUUGCGAGAGUCAAAGAGCUCGUCGAAGCUGGAUAUAACGUAAAUGAAAGAGAUAGCGAGACAGUAACUUUAUUGCAUUGGGCAGCUAUCAACAAUCGUAAGGAAAUCAUGCAAUUUUUCAUCGAGAAGGGUGCCGAAGUAGAUGCAGUUGGUGGUGAAUUGAAUGCGACUCCAUUACACUGGGCGACGAGACAGGGUCAUUUGGACGCUGCCGUAAUUUUAAUGAAUGCCGGAGCAGAUCCCAGUUUGAGAGAUGCUGAAGGUUGUUCAUGUAUACAUCUGGCAGCUCAGUUUGGCCACACAGCUUUAGUUGCAUAUUUUGUGGCUAGAGGUGUUAGUCCGGAUCUCGUGGAUCGUGCCGGGAUGACGCCUUUGAUGUGGGCUGUAUGGAAGAUUUGCAGCUUGGAUCCGACGAGAUUGUUGCUGACGUUGGGAGCAUCGACAAAUUUGACAGACCAGCAAGGCAAUACUGCUCUUCACUGGGCUAUUUUAGCUAGGAAUACCACAGCCAUAUCAUCCUUAAUUUUACAGGGUCAUGCUAGCCUCAACAUUCCCAAUAAUAGAGGUGAGACCCCGCUUUCUAUGUUACAGUCACAGAUAGGAUCGAUAUGGGUUAGUCCGAAAGUUGCUGAUAUAAUAAAGGAACACACCAAUGCUUUUAGUUCAAGAAACUUCCUGUACAAAAUAACCAAAGACAAGAGGAUGAGAUGGUGGUGCAUGGUAGGGACUCCCUUCAUGGCCUUCUACAUAGCCGGUGCCAUCUUGAGCACCAACCUAAUAAUUCUAAUAAAAAUAUUUCUUUUAGUGUGCUUGUACAUAGUGAUACAUUACGUGGGGCAAGUCUUGUAUGACGACAGGCUCAUGGCACUACUACCCCUCAGCAUAUACCUCUCUACGAAGAUGUGGUUCUAUUUCACCUGGAUCAUAUACUUUUUGCCUUUCACGAGUAUGUUGACAACCAUUGUUUUCCUCGCCAGUUCGGGGCUACUCUGGUACUGUUUCUUGAAAUCGUGGCUGGGAGACGCGGGGGUAGUUAGCACCUCGCAACAACUGCAAUUCAGGACUAUAAUAGAACUCGCCGAACGAGGACCUGGGGGUUUCGAACCUUCCACGUUUUGUUCUGCGUGUUUGGUGCGCAGACCGUUACGUUCAAAGCACUGUGCUGUGUGCAACCAUUGCGUUGCAAGGUUUGAUCACCACUGCCCAUGGGUGGCAAACUGCAUAGGGGCGAAGAAUCACAAGCAUUUCAUAGGAUUCCUCGCUUGUUUAGUGAUAAUGUGUGCCCAAAUGCUUUAUGGUUCUGUAAAAUAUUGGCAGAACGAGCCUUCAUGUAACAUAACGUCAACAUCGGACGGGUUUUGGAAGAGCAUAGUAGCUAUUGGGCAAUGCGAUACGUGGGUCGCCUGGGUGGCGGCCAACGCACUUUUUCAUUGCAUCUGGGUGUUUAUGUUGUUUGUUUGCCAGAUGUACCAAAUAACCUGUCUAGGGAUGACAACGAACGAGCGGAUGAACCGCGGCCGCUACAACCACUUCAUAGCGAACGGAGGUAAGAGCCCCUUCAGCAAGGGUCCCCUGCUGAACAUCGUUGAAUUCUUCGAAUGUUCAUGUCUCGGCUUCUUCAAACCGGAGGCCAAGGAUUGGCUGACGAGUUUCGAUUUGGAUAAAAAUGUUGAGCAUCAACCCCUGCUCAGGCACAAGGAGAACUUUCAAUAUGUAUGAGGUGGCAGGAUUCAGCCCCAUUCCAAAGACACGACUGAGUUUAGAGAAGUAACUGCACUUGUGAUUAUUCUAAAUUAUUUUUAGCUCUCUAAGGCACCGAAUACGACAUUCCUGAGGGGUCGAUGUUAGAUGUCAUUUUGAAUGAUCGAAUGGUGUAGAAAGUUGGUUAAUGUGAUUCGUGAUGUUGAUUUUAGGUUUUUUAGAACCUAAUUUAAAUUUGAAUUUAUUUUAAAAAUUCAAAAAUUUUUCAUAAUUGCAAAGUUCGGUUCGCAUCUUUUUAUUUAUAAGAGUUUUCAAACAAGUUUCUGCGAUUGCUAACUUCUUAUUAUUGACAGAUAUCUGUCACUUCUAACUUCGACUUGCUCCAGUUUUACCUAUCAGCAUUUUUUUGCAAUAAACGAUAAUUUGCUUUACUAAAAAGCAAAGGAAAGAAAAUCACUGCACAAUAUAAUAUCCUCCGAAUACUGAUACAAGUUGGUGAUAACGAAAGAUAUAUUUAUGUUUCUGGGGAUAAUUCCGUUAUCUCGUCAAGUUCAAGAACAACUGCCUUUUUUGAGACUUAUUUACAUUAACCGAAAUAAUUUGUUUGAACAAUAAAAAUAUUGGGACGUUUGAGGGAUUGUUUUCAUCUAUAUUUUUUCCAUAUGAUUUAAAUCUGGACUUUGAAACAGCCAUGGCAUAUAACUUUAAAACUAUUUCUAGCUUUAGCACCGUUUGGCCGACAAAAUCGCUCAAGUAUUAUGUUUACAUACAUCACAAUAUUGAUUUGAGUACACAAAAGUAGCCGUAGAAAAAAAUUAUCAUGUUUUGAUAAAAGAAAAACGCCUUAAAACUAAAUGUAUCGCAACAUUGAUGUAUUAAUUAUUAAGAGUAACAAUAAAGAUUCUAUGAGCAAUGUUGGUGUGUAAGAUUAAAUUUUAUGUAUGUGGAGUAAUAUAUGAACGCUCGAAUAUGCACGUUUAACUUUACAAUUUAUUUCCUAUGGAAAUAUUUCUUUUGUUGCUUCAUGAAAAUAUUUGGAAUUGAAAGAGAGAAAACUGGUUUAUAAAAUGAAUAAAUGGAUUAUGGAGUAGGUGUAGAAUAUCUUUUUUUUUCAUCUCUUACGCUGGGCGCCAUUUCUCACGUUGCAUCAGUGGAAUCUUGAUUAUCUUUAGACCGACUUUAUAAGUCAAAUUAGACUAAAGUUCGAGAGAAAACAUCGAAUCACAUGACUAAAAAAAUUAACAUAAUUUUAGUUAUAGUUUUUUUGAAAAAUUGAAUUUUUUUUCUCUGUAUAUUUUUUUAAUUGAA